AUGGGUUUUUUGAUUGCACCGGCCCGUGGAGAACUUCGUGACCAUGGUAUCUUUGGACUCAGAGAUGCAAAGUACCGGCACUUUCUGGAAGCUUCCAAACCAAUCAGACACGCAACCAAUGUCAGAGCAGAGCAGGACACGUAUCGGAUUAAGAGGUCAACGCUCUUCACCACAGGCGUCAAAGUGUGCCCACAGGAGACGGUUAAAGCAGUGAUCGGCAGCCAUCGCGCCUAUUACAAACUCAGAGUUUGUCAAGAGGCAAUUUGGGAAGCAUUUCGUAUCUUUCUGGACAGAGUGCCAAACCCAGAGGAGUACAGAGUAUGGGUUUACACCUGCCAGGAAGAAAACCUCUGCAUGGAUGACCUGGCCCAGAAUUUCAGCAGCUCUCAGGAGCAUCUGGACCUUGUUGCCAAAAGAGUUGCAGAGCAAGCUGAAAGUGAAGGCUUUAUAACUGGAACUCCAGAGCCUGGCAGUGAUUGCUCCUGGACUCCACCCCUGAUUCUACUUCCGACUGAGGCCGAUGUGAUCAAAAAGUAUCCUGAGGAUGUAGAAAGCAACUACGAAGAAUAUGUGGUUGAGUUCAGCAUCACCGUUGCAGACCCGGCGUACAGCAAACUGCUCAGCAACCCCGAGGUCCAGCAGUACGAAGAUGUUGCCAGAGAGCUCAGAGAAAAGGUGCGAAUUAUUGACAAACCUCCUGAAACUCAUGUGUUUGAAAAAGUUCCAGGAUUCAAGGAGAUUCGCAUUCUGGGAUUUCGAUUGGAGGACGUGUCAGUGCGAUGCGCUGUGGUCUUUAAUGGAGAAACAGAGCUUAGUGAUGACCCUGAGGGUUUGGAGGAUCCCGACCAAGAGGCAGGCGAGGAUGUAAACGCUCCAAAAUUAAGGCACAUCAUUGUCAAGGCCCUAAGAAGGGAGCCGUCACUACUUAUGGACAUACAGACGCUCAACUUUGAAGCUGUAAACACAGUUUAUCCACUUGCUGAACUUAAAAUAAACCCUCUUGAGACCUUGCCAUCUGAGGAUACCACGGCAGAGGACCAAAGUCUUGCAAAGAGUUUAUUCCCCACUGUGACAGUGCUCGAAAACUCUCUUGAUGUUUCUACCAUCAAAACAGAAUCCCACCCCUUUGUGCCCUACGUUUCACCUUCCACUGCCACUCCUGUAGAGGAGGGGUCACCAGAACAAGCUACAAUACUGGAAACUUUUAUAAAACCUAAGGAGGACGCUGAAGGGAAGGGGAAGAUGCCAAAUGGGCGUUAUAGUGGAGGUCAGGCAGAGUCGGAGGAGCUAGCGAGAGAAGAAGAGCCCAAAUCAGUUGAAGGGACCAACACAGACCAUUCAAAGCAAGAAGAAGACCACCUCUAUGUUGCACCUGUAGACUCUCAGUCUGAGGAAAAUGUAACUUCUGUGGCUGAAACCACCGUUCCACCACAGUUUACAGCUCCAAUACUUAAGGAGACAUUAGUCACAGAGGCAGGACCAGUUUCCUCACCUCCUCAUCCUGAAGACUCAGUUCAAGGCAUUGAGGCAAACAAAGAUGUGGAGCCUCCACCAUCGCCGGCAGACAGAGGUGAAACCCCUGACGACGGAAGUGAUACGAGGGAAAACUUCAAUAGUGUGGCCCCGGGCACCGCGGACUUCCCUGUGGACAACUCAAGUUCUCGAGAAGAAGUAUUGCCAACCCAGAACAGGACGGUGGUUGUGGAAGUGCUCGACUCACUGGGAGAAGAAAGUGGUAGCGGAUUUGCCUCAGAGUCUGAUGAACAUCCAUACGAAUCUACAGCCGCACCGGCCAGACAAGUCAGCACACCUUUGAUGACUGCCGUGGACAAGAACAAAGAGCUGGUGGUUUUCUUUAGCUUGAGGGUCACUAACAUGAUGUUUUCUGACGACCUGUUCAACAAGAGCUCGCCUGAAUAUAAAUCACUGGAGAAUACCUUUCUGGAGCUGCUUCUUCCGUAUUUACAGACCAAUUUGACUGGAUUCAAGCAGUUGGAGAUUCUCAACUUCAGGAAUGGGAGCGUUGUGGUAAACAGCCGGAUGAAACUGGACAAGCCGGUACCUUAUAAUGUCACAGAAGCUGUACACUGUGUGCUCGAAGACUUCUGCAGUGCAGCAUCUAAACGUCUUGACAUCGAGAUUGACAGUCGUUCUUUGGAGGUUGAACCUGCUGACCAAGCAGAUCCCUGUAAAUUCCUGGCCUGCAAUGAGUUUUCCCGCUGUGUGGUGAACAGUUGGACCAACGAAGGAGAGUGUCUGUGCAAUCCUGGUUACAGCACCGUUGACGGAUUGCCUUGCCAGAGCACCUGUUUUUUGCAGCCUGACUACUGCAUGAAUGGAGGACAGUGUGAAAUAAUUCCAGGCCAUGGAGUCACCUGCAGAUGCCCUGUUGGUAAAUACUGGCACUAUCAUGGAGAACGCUGCACCGAGCUGGUGUCGGUGCCUCUGGAUCCGUCACUCAUUGUUACCUGCAUGGUGGGGAGUCUUUGCCUUGUUUGUGCCGUCAUUGGCGUUUUGAUAUUCAUCAACAAGAAAUGUGUGAAAACCAGGAAGGCGGUGACUUUAGUGUGAGUCAGAGCCUGUUUUUAUUUCCAACUCAUUUUUCAAAAGUGUUAGUUCCAAGGGUGGCACAAGUGUAUUUUGUUAACUUCCUCAUGUGUCCUUACAUUAUAGGCACACCCUUGCUCCCUAUGCCUUUGAGAAUACUCUGAGGGAGAACCCAGUAUUUGAGAAUGAUGAUGGCAUCUUAACUCAUGUGUCCACAUUACCAUGUCCUUCAAGCUCAGUCUCUUCUCAGUCCCAGCAGUCUGAACAAGAGCAUUUUGCCUCGAUUGAAAAUAUACACCUGAGUAUUGAGGUACUCUGUGCAGUGCUGCACAAAAAUCUAAUGUACUACUAACCCAAUUCAAAACUAAAAUAUUCAAACAACCAAUUACUCUUUAUCUUAGGACUAACACCUAAUUCUUGCUCCAACUUUGCUACCUUUCUAGACAUAUUUUCUUCUUUUUCUAAAUCACAAAGCAGCUUAACAUGCACAACUGCAGAAACUGACUUGUCCAUCCUCUUUUUACGUUGUUGGUAAGCUUCUUUAUGCAAGUUUUAGAAAAGUGCUUGCUUUUGUCUAUGUUCUCUUGUUAGACCUUUUUCUGGGUCGAUAACACUAAGGGGCACAUUCACACCAUGCCUGAGCAUUUGGUUUAGAAAUCUGCUUUGGUGGGACAAUUCAUGGCAACUAGAUGAACCAAGAAAACCAUGUUGGGUCACAAAGAACAAGUGUUCUAGUUUACUCUCAAAUGGGGCUGGGUUGACCAGAUACAUUAUUUAGACAAUAGGAAAUAGGUAUUGUUUUAUAUGAAGCUAUAUUGUUUACAACAAGGUUAGGCAUUUUACUUGACUAUCUUACAUCAAAAUGCGGCUUAUGUGGCAAAAAAUAGAGUAAUAGAAUAAUUUUCACUAGUCAACCCAGAGGAUUUUGUGUAUAAAAUCGUUGCAACUUCUAUCAGAAAGAUGUGAUUUGGAGAAGACUGAAAGCACCAGACAACAUUAUUUAUGAAAAAUGUGGCUCCCAGAAAAAAAAAGCACCCCUUUGUAAGGAACGCCGAGACAGACAGGAUGCUAUUUUCAGCACAUCACCUGUUGAGUGUUUUCAGUAACAAACUC
Molecule: messenger RNA, 3660 nt
Organism: Oryzias melastigma (Indian medaka)
Lineage: Eukaryota; Metazoa; Chordata; Actinopteri; Beloniformes; Adrianichthyidae
Gene: impg1b
Product: interphotoreceptor matrix proteoglycan 1b
Exons: 14
Coding region: 1-2571 (856 amino acids)
Biological process (GO): visual perception
Source: RefSeq, a predicted model, not a curated record